AUGGCCACCAUUCAGCAAGUUCAGAAUGUCACUCGCCGCAUGUCUGAGGAAAAAGCCACUGUCCUCGCCAGAGAGGCUGUUGAGCUUUCGCGAGCUGGCCACAAAGAUGAAGCUUCACGACGUCUGAGGGCGGCAGCCGCAUUGGGUCCAGAAAACAUCGACGUUCAAUCUGCUUUUCUGGCCAUUCACAAUGAAGAGGCAAGGUCGCCACUGCUCGACCUUAUCCGCCGCUACGCCAUGUACCACGAUCAGAAGGCCGGCGAGGAAGCUAUCAAGUAUCUGCGAAGCAACGAGGCCCCUAAUGCUGCUGGUGCCGCAUUGGAAUGUGUACAGCUCAUUCUCGAAUGUCAGGCAAGCACCUUGAGCGCCUCUCAAGAUUCCAUCCUUGCCGAGCUAGCCAGCAAGAGCCUCGCUGUCCGCCGCUAUUUUGCCACCGAACUCCAAGCCUCCACCACCGAAUUCUUUGAUAACGUCUACGAUCGUGGAGACGACGCCGCAAAUUGCCUGCGGUCCAUUGUUCUCGACCACUCGCUCUGGGAAAGCGAUAUUGCGCGUCUGCAUGUCGAGGAUGAGUUGUUCCAGCUGUUCUUGGCAAAGUUGAUGGAGAGUGGCCAUGAUCAUGAUGGUAGAGCGCUCAAGGGCAUUGCCCUGCUCUUGAUUGCGGACACGCAACGGCUCCACACCUUUGUCGACGAAGAUGGCUUUGAAGCACUUCUCACAUCCCUCGACUACCGUUUGCCACCUGACGUUCGCGGCCAAGCCACCCUGGUUCUGUCUAAAUUCCUCGAAGUUGCUCAGCCAACUGGUCAGCAAUACUUUGUCAAGUACAUUACCGACCAUGUGGCAAAAGGACGGAGUGACGACCUCAUUCUCGCCUUCUCGGCAGCAGCUCAAUUUUUCCCACUUGCAUCGGCAGUUGUGGCCCAACUCUUCCUCACCGAAGGCUUCCUCCAAUCGAUUUUGCCUUUGCUGGAGAGGAACAAGUCCAGCACUCAAGUGCAUACAAGCUUUCUGUCACUCCUCAAUGCAGCCUGCAUAGAUGCAGCCUGUCGACAAGCCGUUGCGCAGCACUGCUCCGCAUGGCUCUCCCACAAAGUCAGCAACGGCAUGGACAAGCAACCCGCCAUGGCAGCGACCAUUCUAGCGAAACUGAGAACAUCAGGCACCAAGCCUGCAGACCAACGAGCCAGCAAGGCUGAUGAUGAUGUUAGUGAACUUGUUGAUCUUUUUACAAAAACCCUACGCGUUGAAGAUGCACGAAACAUAUCUGACUCAAUAGAAGGCCUUGCGUACACAUCUUUGAAGCCCGAAGUCAAGGAAAAGCUUGCACAUGACAAUGCUUUCCUCAAACAGCUCCUAACAUCGCUUGACGCCAACAGCAAUAUUCCCGAAAUUGUCGUGGGAUCUCUUAGCAUCGUCUCGAAUCUCACUCACUACCCACCCAAUCUGUCUGAAGAACAGAAGAAGAUGACGCAACUAAAAGCCUACGCCAAUGCCUCCAAACCUUCCGACCCGUCGCCUCUCGAAGACGAACCUCACAUCAAGGCACGCUGCACCGCUCUUGUCGAGGCAGGAUUGAUGCCCACACUUCUCAAACUCAACAAAGCCACCUCUUCCGCCACCAUUCCUCUUACCGAUAAGAUUCUGCUGUCCCUCGUUCGAAACCCCAAGGAUCGGGGCAAACUCGCUCAGCAGGGCGCCGUCAAACUUCUCGUCCAGCACGCUCAACGCGCGCUACAAACCUCCACGCGCCCAAAAACACCCACCGGCGCCUCUUCCAUGCUCACCAUCGAUGCAGCUCACGCUCUGGCUCGCAUACUCAUCUCCCUUAACCCAGCCCAUGUAUUUGCCGCCUCUGCCACCCCACAUAUUACGGAAGCCAUUCCUCCGCUUGUCCAGCUCCUCAAACCACUUUCGCGUGAAUUUGCUCCUGGUGCAGACGCCCCCCGCGAUCUGUUACCGAUCUUUGAGUCGCUCCUCGCGCUCACAAACCUCGCAAGCUCGCCCGAUCCUGCCGUCGCCGCCACAAUCCUUCGCACGGCGUGGGACCCAACGGAGGAGCUGAUGUUGCACGACAACACUCUCCUACGGCGCGCCGCCGUCGAGCUUGUGUGCAACCUGUGCGUCGUACCGGCUGGGGCGGCAAAGUUUGCAGACGGUAGCGCACGAGCCAAGAGCCGGCUGCGGGUGCUGCUCGCCAUGGCAGACGUAGAGGAUCUGCCUACGCGUAGGGCCGCGGGCGGAGCGCUGGCAAUGCUCAGUGAGUUCGAAAGUGUGGUGCCGGUGCUGCUGGAGGUGGAGAGCGGCAUACCAGUUGUAUUGGGGCUUUGUGAUGACGGAGACGAGGGCGUCAUGCAUCGAGGCUUGGUGGUGCUGGCGAACCUCGUGUUGGGCGAAGGGGAGAAUGGGCGAAAAGGCAAAGACGCAGCCAAGAAGGCUGGGGCCGCUGAGGUGGUGAAGACCAGCCUGCGGAAGACGCGCAAUGAGGAGUGUCUGUCCGUUGGAGUCCAGGUGCUGAAGGCGCUGGUGGACUAG
Cyphellophora europaea CBS 101466 is the source of this 2535-nucleotide messenger RNA. RefSeq lists its product as uncharacterized. NCBI's taxonomy places the organism in Eukaryota, Fungi, Ascomycota, Eurotiomycetes, Chaetothyriales, Cyphellophoraceae. Bases 1 to 2535 code for a protein of 844 amino acids. The transcript has 2 exons. The record is from RefSeq and is a predicted model, not a curated record.